Molecule: messenger RNA, 827 nt
Organism: Anopheles coluzzii
Lineage: Eukaryota; Metazoa; Arthropoda; Insecta; Diptera; Culicidae
Product: phenoloxidase-activating factor 3-like
Exons: 3
Biological process (GO): proteolysis
Molecular function (GO): serine-type endopeptidase activity
Source: RefSeq, a predicted model, not a curated record
ACGGCAUUGCUAAAAACGAGCAGCGGGGAGUUCGCCUGUGCUGCUAGUCUAAUCAGUGAACGCUACGUGCUGACGGUUGCUCACUGUAUAAAGAAUAGAAACGUGACAUUUGUACAGCUUCGAAAGAAGGAUUGUGAUGAGCAGGGCGUGUGUACACUGGCACCGCAAGACAUCCCCGUCGAGCGUGCCAUCGCACACGAUGGCUUCAGUGCCCGGAGAAAACUGAACGACAUUGCCUUGGUCCGUUUGGCACAAAACGUUUCGUUCAAUAACGAUGUGCUCCCGAUCUGUCUGCCAGUGGCUCCCGAAUACCAGCCAGCAGGAUCGAAUUACUUCACUGCUCGAGAUGGGCAGGAUUACGCUUCACUGAACACCGACACGAUCUCGAUCACGGAAGUUCAUCCACUGACCACUGAAAACUGUGAGAAUCGGUUACAAGAGCUGAUUAAAAGGCAACACAAGAUCCAGGAAUCUCAUAUCUGUGGGUACGAAGCGGGCAGCUUCGAUGGGUGUGCUACCAGCGCCGGUGGACCACUGGUAGCGCUGGACCGCUUCGGACGUAACGUGCAGCACGGGGUAGUUUCCUAUGGAGUUCAAGAUUGCUCUUUAGAAAAUGUACCCUCCGUGUACACCAGGGUGGAAAGCUUCAUCAAUUGGAUAUUGCACAAUCUCGAAGAGUGAUCGUACGAUUGCUCCUUUGCAUUGUUCUAACCGCUCCUUUUAUUACACCGUUUGCCUAUAAAAUGUAAGUCGAUGAAUGAUUUUGGCGAUUUUUAGCGUUGUGAAUAAAAUCAGCAUUGCGCAACAUCGUGACAGAGUGAAAUAUG